AGCUCACACUGUCAGGAUAGCCUUGAGGAAGAAAUGCUUCCUGCAAAAUGCACAAAAACGAAUUAUUGAGCCCCACCCCCAAAAUGGGCGUGGCUGAAACUCAAGGAAGCUAAUGGCUGACAAUCAAAGGUGUAUAUUCAAGGUGGACCAUGUCCACUUUCAGCUCCCCUAUGCUACAUGUCCAGACUGCUCAGUGCAGCUGCUUCAGAGUCAGCUCUGCAGAUCCGUGUGGUUGAGGGUGGAGAAACUAAGCACACACUACCGCUGAGUUGCAUCCGCUCCAUCGAGGUUCACCAGCCUAUAUUCAGUGCCAACUACAUCAGUGGAGAGUACUCUGAGCAAGAUUCGACUACUACAUUCACAAUCACCUUCAAUCAGGGAGGAGCAACAGAUUUUGCUCGAGCAUUCUUCAGAUUAACAGAAGGUCAACUAGUUACGAAGACCACUCCAAACGAACCAACAGUACCAAGCGAAGAGAAAAAGACAAAAUAGCUGUAGUCUAUCUCGAUCCAUUUGUAUUCUUGUGAUUAUUCUUGAAUCAUACCUUUGCAACUUUG
Messenger RNA from Halichondria panicea, 557 nucleotides. RefSeq lists its product as uncharacterized. The record is from RefSeq and is a predicted model, not a curated record. Lineage: Eukaryota; Metazoa; Porifera; Demospongiae; Suberitida; Halichondriidae. The transcript has 5 exons. Bases 178 to 492 code for a protein of 104 amino acids.